Messenger RNA from Symbiodinium necroappetens, 474 nucleotides. Lineage: Eukaryota; Dinophyceae; Suessiales; Symbiodiniaceae. The record is from the annotation of a GenBank genome assembly.
AUGACCCUGACCUCGCAGCACCCUGUGACCACGGCACUGCUCCGUUUCUGCGACCGCGACAGCUGCGCAGACAUGAUGACAGAGACAACUCACCUGCAAGAGUUUGAUUUUCAGUCCCCGCGCAUGAUCGCCUACGAUCAGCCAGCUGCGCUCUCCUCCGGGGCUCUGCUCAUGAGCAAGCCGGAUUGGUCUCGCACCGGCACCCAAUAUUCCUGGCUGCACAUCGCUCCCGUCAUCGUGCGUCAUGCGGCGCCCUAUUUUUGGAGCAUCAUGUUCCCCCAGUGUAUGCUGGUGAGCUUGGCCUUCGUGGUCUUCUGCAUCGACCCACAGAACCUCUCUGCUCGGAUCGAAAUUGAUUUGAACAUCAUCCUGGCGACGAUCACCUUCCGCCUCACCAUUGCCGAUCAGCUGCCGAAGAUGGCCUACUUGACAGCCCUGGGAGCCUACUGCCAGCUGAGUCCGGGUUCUUGUUAA